AUGGAUUCUGAAUUCUCCAGACAAAGCUUGCCAACUGGCCAAACAGGCGUGGUUGAGGACUCGAAAAAGGCAUAUCAGGAAGCAUUCGAUAUUGCUAAGGGCAAAAUGCAGCCAACACAUCCGAUACGCUUAGGUCUCGCCCUCAACUUUUCCGUAUUCUAUUACGAAAUUAUCAACUCGCCGGCGCGGGCUUGCCAUUUGGCUAAACAGGUGGAAUUGAAGAUUGUGUUUUUUGUUACUUGAACGUGAAAUAUUAACAAAUGAAUUUGUUUGUUUAUGCUGGUCUUGUGAUUUUUGAUUAAUAACAAAAGUUUAUUUUGUAUGCAUUAAUUUCUUUCUCUCUAAGAAGGCUUCUUGAUGUUCGCUUACGUCUCUACCAACCAACCAGCUAUACAUACAUACAUACAUAUGUAUAUUUAUCCCCGCUGAUAAAAAUACUAAUUGUGCCAUAUUUUAUGUGAUUCAAUUUCGUUUUGUGUUUUACCAAUUUUUGCUAAAUGUUUUUCUGCUAACUUUUUUGUUUGCUGUGUAAUUACUGACUACUACUUACAUACCUUUCUUAAAGAAUGAACACACCCGCAUUUGUUGCCUUGAGCAUUGAGAGCCUGCACGCAAGACCCCAUUAUUUGCUAAAAUUAGCAGCGCUGCAAACCCCUCCAAAAAUCGAUACGGUUCGGUUCGGUCCAAAGGGUUAAAUUUUUUACACUAACUGAUACAAAUAUCACAAAAAAUUUGACAAUUACUAUAGGUAUAGAAAUAA
Messenger RNA from Rhagoletis zephyria (snowberry fruit fly), 760 nucleotides. Its product is annotated as 14-3-3 protein zeta-like. The record is from RefSeq and is a predicted model, not a curated record. NCBI's taxonomy places the organism in Eukaryota, Metazoa, Arthropoda, Insecta, Diptera, Tephritidae.